Molecule: messenger RNA, 737 nt
Organism: Paramecium sonneborni
Lineage: Eukaryota; Ciliophora; Oligohymenophorea; Peniculida; Parameciidae
Source: the annotation of a GenBank genome assembly
AUUGCAAUAAAAUAAUGUUAAAUACAAGUUCAAUCAAUUUAGGGGAUAGUAGCAAAGUUUAUAAGCAAAGCAAUUAACUAGGAAUUUUAUCUACUGCUAUAAGUAAAAUAGGGAAUGCUGAUCAUUCUUUUCAUAAAGGGAUAAAGGCAGCCAAUACAACAAAUGUAUCACCUGUAAGAAUGCGAUUGUUUAGAGAAUCACCAGAAAGAAAGCAAAGAGGUCUUGAUGGCUUGGUUGUAGGAGAGUUUCAGUAAUAUAAAGUAAAUAAUGAAAAUUAGUCCUCGCAAAUAAACUUAAGUUGUUUACAGUAGUAUUCAUUAGAGUUCAUCACCAAUGAAUCAUAAACCACAAUAAAAAUAACAAUUUUAGGAUUCACCUACAAGAGCUAAAUAGAAAAUAGAUAGAUUUAAGAACUGGGAUUCUAAAUUGGACAUUGAAUUAUAAUUACAAAAUACAGGGAUAACUAGAUUAGGGAAUGAUGUAGUCUAUCAAUCAGGUCCAUAAAUUAAUUAUACAAAAUCAAUUUAAUUUAAUGAGAGACUUAAUCGAAACAACCCUUCAGUCUCAUAAUCAGAUAUUGUACAACUAACAGCUAAAUUGAAUGCAAUACCAAGAACUGAAUUAACUAAUUUUACAAGAGGGUAUUACAUAAUAAUAAUAAGUUUAGUCAUGCUCAUGAAUUAUCUACACUUUAAUAAUCAUUGCAAAGAAUACUGAAAUCAAGCAAAGCAUAUUGA